Daldinia caldariorum is the source of this 3340-nucleotide messenger RNA. Its product is annotated as glycoside hydrolase family 5 protein. Gene Ontology annotation, molecular function: steryl-beta-glucosidase activity. Bases 527 to 2842 code for a protein of 771 amino acids. Gene Ontology annotation, biological process: ergosteryl 3-beta-D-glucoside catabolic process. NCBI's taxonomy places the organism in Eukaryota, Fungi, Ascomycota, Sordariomycetes, Xylariales, Hypoxylaceae. The record is from RefSeq and is a predicted model, not a curated record. The transcript is spliced from 3 exons.
CCCGUACUUGUCUAAAUCCUUGUCUACUCCUCUCCAACCAACUCUUCAUACAAAGUAGAUCAGCAGUUGUUUUACCAUCUUGAUCUGAGGAGCCACUGAGUAGAUGUAUGUUUAAUAGGUUGGAAUCCAAAUGCUCGUUGCUAUUACAAAACCUUUCUGUUUCCUGACUUUUCCUUUCCGGUGAUAUUUCUCUCUUGUUCAUACAUUUCUUAUCCCGUAACUUAGUCCCGAUAUAUUCUGAAUAUUGCCUUAUCCUUAUCGAAAUCCGUAAGGCUGUGGGAUGUGUAGGUAGUUUUAGGUACUAUUGGAUUCGCUCAUACACUCUCAUACGUCUGUCGUCCGUCCGUCGUAUCCGAAAGCUCCGAAUUGUUUAAUACCGAACCUUUACGCAGACGUCAUCGGUAUUUACUGGCUCCCUUCUAUCCUCGACAACAAACCGUGUGGUCUUACCUAUAUUCCUCCGAAGCCUCGUCCAGACUUGCUUAGAUAUCCAUUCCCGUCCCUCUCUUGAUUCUUCUCUCUUUUCAUGGCUUCUUCUCUGCGUCUGAUUAUCGAAGAUGGUCAAUUCCAAGAUGCACACGGAAGACACGUCUUGUUGAGGGGCAUCAAUGUCGCAGGCGACGCCAAGCUCCCCAGCGAACCCGACGUACCUUCUCAUGUUGUUCAAGACUUCUUCGACGGCGAUAACGUGAAAUUCCACAGUCGACCAUUUCGAAAAGAAGACGCGCAUAUACAUUUUUCACGACUCAAGCGUUUCGGCUAUAACACCAUUCGCUAUGUAUUCACAUGGGAGGCUAUCGAGGCAGCCGGUCCGGGAAAGUAUGAUGAGGUCUGGAUUCAGCACACGAUCGAGGUCCUACGGGCCGCUAAAGAAUACGGUUUCUAUAUAUUCAUGGACCCUCACCAGGAUGUGUGGUCGAGGUAUUGUGGCGGAUCUGGUGCCCCCAUGUGGACAGUAUAUGCCUGUGGAUUGAAUCCCCAAAGCUUCGCCGCUACCGAGGCCGCGUUGGUUCAUAAUACAUAUCCCGAGCCCGAUAAAUUUCCCAAGAUGAUCUGGUCCACCAACUAUGUCCGACUUGCGGCAGCGACGAUAUUUACGCUUUUUUUCGCUGGUCGAGAUUUUGCCCCUAAAUGCAUAAUAGACGGCGUAAAUAUUCAAGAUUAUCUACAAGGCCAUUUCAUACGAGCUUGCGAACAUCUUGCGCGACGCAUACAUGAGGCUGGAGAUAUUGAGAAUGACAUUGUCUUCGGAUGGGAGAGUCUAAACGAACCGAAUAGAGGAUUGAUUGGGCACGUUGACUUGAGUGUUAUACCAAAGGAGCAGAAUCUGAAAAAGGGCACGUGCCCAACAGUUUGGCAAGCUCUCUUGACCGGUUCUGGACGGGCAUGUGAAGUUGAUACGUGGGAUAUGGGAGGUCUUGGUCCCUACAAGGUCGGGCGUGCUCUAAUCGAUCCCCACGGCGAGAUAGCUUGGUUACCAGAAGAUUACGAUGAGUCCCGAUACGGUUGGAAACGGGAUCCUGGCUGGAAACUAGGCGAAUGUCUUUGGGCCCAGCACGGCGUAUGGGAUCCCUCUCAAGACCUACUGUUGCUGAAGAAUUACUUUGAGAAGCACCCAACCAGCGGCGACAAGCUUGACUAUCAUACCUUUACUAACACGUACUUCAUGGAGUUUUAUCGGAAGUAUCGGGAUGCUAUCCGAGCGAUUCACAAGGACGCGAUUAUGCUAUGUCAACCUCCGACCCUAGAAUUACCACCAAGUAUCAAAGGUACGGCGGAUGACGACCCGAGAAUGGUUUACGCACCGCACUACUACGACGGUAUUACUCUCAUGACUAAGAAAUGGAAUCGGACGUGGAAUGUUGAUGUCAUGGGUAUCCUCCGUGGUCGUUACUGGCACCCAGCUUUUGCUAUCAAGGUUGGAGAGACAGCCAUUCGAAAUUGCUUCAAGGACCAAUUGGCAUCUAUGAGGAAAGAAGGCUUGGACUACAUGGGUAACCAUCCAUGCAUUUUAACCGAGUUCGGUAUUCCAUAUGACAUGGAUGAUAAAUAUGCGUAUAAGACUGGAGAUUAUUCGAGCCAGUCUGCAGCUAUGGAUGCGAACCACUUUGCCGUAGAGGGUGCAGCGAUGGAAGGAUAUACACUAUGGCUAUACUGUGCUAUUAACGACCACCAGCGCGGAGACCAGUGGAAUGGAGAAGAUUUAUCUAUUUUUUCUGUUGAUGACCAGACCCUGCCAGUUUCCUCCGUACCUCGAACACCUGACUUUAACCAAUCGACAUCGAGUCUAUUGAAAUCGGUCACGGGCGGUAGUAGGAAAGAAGUUGAGGAUGAGACUACUGUCACGCCUGGUAACUUGAAGCGUACCUUAACAAACCCGUCUAUAUCGUCAUCUUCACCACCGAGUACAAACCCCGAAUUGACCAAUGCACCUGGCUACCGGGCUGCGGAGGCGUAUGUUCGACCUGCACCGAUAGCUACGAAUGGACCCAUAAUAAACUACGGGUUUGACUUAAAGAAUUGCGAGUUUGCGUUGAACAUCGACGGAAAAGCUGCACCUUCUGAUUUCCCUACAACAGUGUUUUUACCUGAUUAUCAUUUUCCCAAAGAACAAUGCACGGUAGUGGUUAGUUCAGGUAAAUGGGAGAUCAGCACUGAUGAUGACGAACGCUCCUGGAUCCAAAAACUACGGUGGUGGCAUGGCGAGGGAAAACAGAGUCUUAGAGUGACUGGUUUAAUACGGCCACACAACGCUUUGGCUGGCACAGCCGAGGAGGCUGGAUACCUGGAGCAAUGUCAAGAAUCCUAUGGAUUUGACGCCAAGUCUUGUAGCGUGAUGUAAUCAGCGCUGGAGGGGUUUUGAGGGUGUAUAUGCUUUAAGCUGCCUAAUGUCCACCUGCUUCGUAAGUUUUGGUGUGCUUGGAGCCAAAUACCUUGAGAAGGCUUGUUUUGGCCGUAAGAAUACCGUGAGAAUAGCGGCAAGGAUGUUGAAGAGCGUAGGUUGCACGAUCUAUAAUAACGGGCAGAUAAGAUGAGUAUUAUUAAUCAAGAUGCAUUCGACUGCAUGUCUCUGGACAUUUCUAAUUUGUACAACACCGAUGAUCCUGCAAGGCACAUCAGGUACCUUUCAUUUUAUCAGCCAAGAUUGGGUAUUAAAUCGGCCCCCAAGGGCACACUUUAGACAUGGGUGGACAAGGGUGGACAUGGGUAUCAUGUAGGCAUGUGUAAAGGCGUGUGUAUUUUGGGGGCCAACAGAAAAGAAAACUAGCAAUAAGAUAUUUGAUUGGUGAUAGUAAUAGAGAGAGGCUCAUGCAAGGAAGACUGCUUCGAAUUUUGACAA